This is a messenger RNA of Paramisgurnus dabryanus, 3981 nucleotides long. RefSeq names its product glycophorin C (Gerbich blood group) (gene gypc). Gene Ontology annotation, cellular component: membrane; cortical cytoskeleton. Lineage: Eukaryota; Metazoa; Chordata; Actinopteri; Cypriniformes; Cobitidae. The record is from RefSeq and is a predicted model, not a curated record.
ACUGUAGUAUGUACACGGUGGAUAAAAAGUGGAAGGGAGGGACGAAUAAGGACGUGCCAUACAUUUAAACUUAACAGACUGAAAACAAACUUCUGAUAUGAUUCACAAUAAUAUUGCCUCUCCUUUUAGAAAGUGAAAGAGCAACUCCUCCUUCUGGGCAAGGGAAGUGUUUGUGUUUCUAGGAAAACACUAAGAGGGAGAACAGGAUAAUAGCUUGCAAACUUAGGAAAACCUGUUGCGGGACUAUUGGUGUUGCUGUAGGAAAAGUUGGCAUCUCAUCAUCUCUGAGAGCACUCCCACAGCUGUGCCUUUCACUCUUACUGCCAAAAUAUUCCUUUACGUGUUCCUAAUGGACAACUCCACAACACAAGCAUCUGGCAUAAAUAAUAAGGGAUCAGAUGGUCGCUACUUCGAGGCUAUAGUUGGAGUUGUCAUUGCUGUGGUCGUUCUGGUCCUUCUUCUCGUCAUAGCCGUCGUAUUGCGGUAUAUGUACCAGCAAAAGGGCACGUAUCAUACCAACGAGGCCAAGGGCACAGAGUUUGCAGAAACGGCAGAUGCUGCUCUUCGAGGAGACCCAGCCCUGCAGGAUGCCGUGGAUGAGAGCAAGAAAGAAUAUUUCAUAUGAGACACAAUGCCUGGGCCUUUAUGUGCAUCAAAUAACAAACUUCAGGCUGAAAUGAUGUCUGAAUCAUUAAUUGCAUCCUGUUUGCUUAAACAGCCUAACAGCUCACAGACUUUCAGCAAACAGAAAGAAACGUGAAGAGCAUUCGAAAAUCUCUAGAUUUUGAAGUUUGUUAUUUUGUUUCUUGAAGAAAAGAGGUUAAAAAGUUUAGUGGAGCAUUUGAUGGGAAACAGGCUUGCAAUUGUAGCCUAAAUUAAGCUAUUAAUCAAUAGGGGCAAACUAGUUGAGACCAAAUGCUAGUUUGUAGGUUUUUGAAAGUUUGUAUUUCUCAGAAUUUUGGAACAAUGCUGCCAUGCUGUAAAAAAAAGGUCCACUUUGUGUUAUUCUUGGUUUAACCAUUUAGUAAGCAAAAACAAACAAAUUUAUGGGAAAAACUUUUUUUGAAUAAAAAUUAAAUUAUUAAAAGAUAAUUGGGUUGCAUGGAAAUGACACAAUAAUUAAAAAAGUUAAAAAAAAAUAAGAUCAUGGAUUACAGUCAAGUGAUGUUUAAAAUUAGCUACUUUCUAAUUUUUGUUAUAUAAAACAAAAGUUUAUUGACUAUAUCUAUUACCAAAAUGUGGAGUUUGUGCUUCUAAUGUUUAAAGCUCCACUGUGUAGGAUCUACUCCCAUCUAGCGGUGAAAGUCUAUAUGACAAGCAACUGAAUAUUACUUUCUAGCCCCCCCCCCCAUUCGGAACGCGUUUUAACUCGUACGGUGGCCCGGCCGUGUCAUGCCAAGGUUAACAUGGCUUCCAGUAGCUACAAAGCAAAAGCAAUGAAAAAAAUGAAAAAUUUGCAAUGUCCUUUGCCUGUGAUCCAUCAAAGCACACAGAUUUAUGUUUAACAUGGAAAAAGUCUGAUUGUCAUGAUAUGUCCGCUUAAAAUCACAUACAUCCAUAAACGUAGCUUAGACAUUCCUUUUUCAUCGACGCGAGGAAAAAUAUCACAGGGGCUGUUAAACUUGGUAUUAAAAUGUGUUUUCGUCGAUCAGAUCACAAGUGGACGAGAGAGACACAUUACGUUUACACUUGGUGUUUAAAUCCGUCUCUGUUUGUCCAUUUUCUCUCCAGAAUACUGAGGGGAUGGUCUGUGGACGAGUCACACUCCUGUCAUUUAAUCAUGAGCGGGAGUAAUGAUGGGUUUAAAUGGACGUGAACUAAUAUUAUGUCAGAGUACAAUGCUUAUGUUUUAAGUAAACGUUACAUGUCCGUGUAUAUGUAAGAGCUUUCUCUCAUAUUGGUGAAAAAAAAUCGCGCAACUUUCACACGCUUGUAAAAUGAAUCGAAAGACGCGCAGAUCAGACGCUUUUAUCAAUGAAAGGCUAAAAAUAGGGCUGUCACCGUGUGUUUGUGCUAGAGGUCAGAAAAGAUGAAAAACAUUUAUCUCAGUACCUCAGAUUACAUAAAUGGGCGGAGAGACGGCGUGUGUCUGUUCGAACACAUUAAACCACAUGCGUGUUUACACUAACAAGUGUUAUGCAUAAUCAUGCUAAAGUUAGCCAAGGAACUAUAAAACUUCAAGUUUACAACAUGGACUGUAUCGAUGUAAACGAAUAUGCUGAAUUACCUGUGGAGAAGAUAUAAAGUACAACUUCAGUGUCCCUUGAGCCCCAUCUUGGAAAACUAACUCCAAUAUUGACUUUGGUCUUGAUGUUUUUCCUGUCGCGUUGUCAUUUAAAAUCCCCGUUUCGCUUCCUUGGCGACUUGUUUUAAUGUCCUCGAGAAUAUGUCUUCAACAGGCUUUCAAAUCAAAGCAUUAGAUCGCAGGUUCAUCACGGUGUGCGGCUGUUGUAAAAUCCGAAGGAUUCAGCAACGCAGGUCACAGGCUGCAUACGUCAUCAAGCCUGGUUUAUUUAACUCUUUCCCCGCCAUUGACGAGAUAUCUCGUCAAUUAAGAGAAAACGCUUCCCCGCCAAUGACGAGAUUUUCCGUCUUUCCGCAAUACCGCUAUUAUCCUAUUAUUGCCCUAUGGCAAGCUGCUGCAUGUCCGUGUCUGUUUUAAAGAUCGCUCUGAAUGAGAUCUCUAUGAAAAGUCCGUCAUAAAAAUGAAAUUAUCUCUGCUUUUUGCUCAAAAUAUGGUGCUUUUGCAAAAACCUACCCAUAUUCAAAAGCUGAUUGCAAAAGAACCACUAAAGGUAGGAUGAAACGUUUUUUUUUUUUUUUUUUUGAAAGCAGAGGGUCUGUUCUUUCAUUUGGUAUAUUGUAUGUUUAUAUUUAAAGAAGAACAUUUUGCAUUAAACUUUGGUGAAAAUCAUGAAAAACGCUGGCGCUGGCUGGCAACUUUUUUUUAAAAACGCUGGCGGUGAAAGAGUUAAAUCAACUGAGCAUUACAUUCACAAGUCAUAAGCAUAUUACAUCAAUUUACAAUUAACUAAGAAUAAUUGUCAGCUUUAUAAUUGUUAAAAUUCUGAAAUAAGACUGUCUUGAUGACGUAUACCGCCUACACAUGCAACCUCUGGAGGCUUCAGCUAGCGGCCAGCGUGAGUGUAGAGUGAAAGCGCGAAAGGCAGAGCUUGAAUUUCAGGAAUGCCCCUCGUCGGCGAAUGUAUUUCAAAGAUGGAGGCACAACGUGGAUUCAGCCAGAGAGUGCUUCGACGGUAUGCAUUUUAAAUAGCAGAUUCUACACUUACGAGAAUACUUUGAUUAGUAGGGUGGAAGUAAUUACACAUGAAUGAGCACAUACUUUUGAAAGAAAACAUGGGGUUUUGCUAAGAAUUAACUCAAAAAAGUACACAGUGGAGCUUUAAAAAAAUAACAAAAUUUAUCAUAUCAUAUCUCUUUGUAUUUUUGUUUUCAUUGUAUUCGACACUGAAUGUCAGCAACAAACAUCAGCUCAGAAGAAAGUGAUGAUAUUCAGGUGAAGUGAAGUUCGGUUUUGUUACACAGAAUUUAAAUGUGAGUGACUUUUUUACAUUUAAAUGCAAAGAUAUAUGUGUUUGUCUAGAGUGUGAAAGUUGUUAGACAGCACUCCAGGAUGUGACAAGUGGAACAAACCCAGAAGACAAACAUAAUAUGCAUAUAAUUACUGUGUCUUACAGAUAUAUCGAUAAAGCCAUAUGGUUGUUAUUUACAGAAAGCUUUUAAUUGCUAAUAUUUAUAUAUGCAUUACACAUAUGCUGAUUUAAUUGUGAUGAUUCUAAAAAAAAAUAACGAUUUUCUAAGAUGUAUUUUGACUGAUGCUAUGAAAGGUUGCUUGUAACCAGAGGCAUCAAUAGACUAAAUAAGAAACUCUCAAUGUGAGCGAAAUAUCUGUUUCGCCUUAACUAAAUGCCUUAACCUAAUGUCAGGUGUUUUUCAGAACAAAUAAAAUGCACUCAAAAA